Messenger RNA from Lycium barbarum (goji berry), 741 nucleotides. RefSeq lists its product as uncharacterized. The record is from RefSeq and is a predicted model, not a curated record. NCBI's taxonomy places the organism in Eukaryota, Viridiplantae, Streptophyta, Magnoliopsida, Solanales, Solanaceae. The coding region runs from base 1 to 741 and encodes 246 amino acids. The transcript has a single exon.
AUGAAUGACUAUAUUGACAACAAAGGGCCAACGACAAAGGAAAUUCAGAGGGCGGCUUUCAGGGAGUUCCAUUGUAAACCAAGCUAUUGGCAGUGUUGGAAGGCAGGUGUAACGGCUAAGAACAUGGUUAGGGGGACAUCGGAGCACGUGUAUGCUUCCUUACCGGCUUAUUCGUACAUGGUUGAAAAUCUAAAUCUAGGCUCCAGAAUUUGCAUUAGCCUUGAUGAUGCAGAUAAGUUUAAAUAUUACUUCGUAGCUUACGGAGCUUGCAUUCGAGGAUAUAAACACAUGCGAAAUGUUAUUGCUGUUGAAGGUACACAUUUAUAUGACAAGUAUGAGGGUGUGUUGUUGUUCGCCGUCGCACAGGAUACUGAGAACCAUAUCUACCCGAUUGCUUUUUGCGUGGCGUACAAGGAGUGUGAUAAAUCCUGGACCUACUUCUUCGAGCAGCUGAGGUAUAUAAUCGACGAUGAACUAGACUUGUGCAUCAUCUCUGAUAGGCACAAGAGCAUAGCUAAGAGUGUUUCCAGAAUUUUUGAGCAUGCUCAUCAUGCACUAUGCAUGAAGCAUCUUGAUGAUAACCUUCAAAAAAAAUUCCAAUGUGGAGAUUCUCUUCAUGUGUACUAUGAUGCAGCAAAGGCAUAUAGUUACCAGGAGUUCAAUGAACAUUUUCAGCAAUUAAGGAAUAAAUUCCCCGAAACUGCUAAUUGCCUCGAGUUUGAUAUUGGAUUUGACAAGUAA